This is a messenger RNA of Haliotis rubra (blacklip abalone), 1516 nucleotides long. RefSeq names its product alkali-sensitive linkage protein 1-like. The record is from RefSeq and is a predicted model, not a curated record. Lineage: Eukaryota; Metazoa; Mollusca; Gastropoda; Lepetellida; Haliotidae. The transcript has 2 exons. Bases 19 to 819 code for a protein of 266 amino acids.
GUGGCCGGGUUGUUUGGCAUGAGUCUGAGCAUGGAGAUCUUUAUUGUUGUGUUAUUCCUUCUGUUUUCUCCGUCAGCAGCAUCAACGAAGAGAGGAUACGGCGUCAACAACCACGUCCUCCUCUGUAACGACUCAUACACAUUAACAGAGUCAUCAUGGUGGUACAACUGGCGGACAAACUACAUCGACUUCAUCCACGACGGCUGCAGCCCGAGGGGAGAGUUUGUUCCUAUGGUUUGGAGUUUCCAGAUAAACUACACACAGCAUGUUUCCCAAUCGUCUCACUACAUCCUUGGUUAUAACGAACCAAAUGAACGCGACCAAUCAAAUAUUACUCCUCAAACUGCUGCUUCUCAUUGGCCAGAAAUCGAAAGACUCGCACAAGGCAAGCUGCUCGUAAGCCCCGCCCCUGCUCGUUGUAAUGGCUGGCAUCUCUGCUUCAAGGAGCCCACUGAUUGGCUGGACGAGUUUUUCCAGGCUUGCAGUGGCUGCCGGGUUGACUUCUUGGCUGCGCACACAUACAACUGUGACCCGGAUAAUGACAUGCGCUAUCUGGAGUCUCUGUACAACCGGUACGGUAAACAAAUAUGGCUGACGGAAUUCUCAUGUCCCAAGACAAUGUCUGUACAAAAAGAACUGGACUAUAUGAAACAGAUCGUACCUCGACUCGAAGCGGCACCCUUUAUAUACCGGUAUGCGUGGUACAUCACACGGCAGCCGGACACUGACUAUCUCACAUCUGCAGUCAACCUGCUUAAACCAAACGUAUCCGAGCUGACGUAUCUUGGACAUGUGUACAACUCUCUGCCUGCUGUAUAGAGAUGAUAUCCCGUUAAUGCCUUGAUUUGAUACGGAGAUUAAAUUCCUGUAAUUCCUAGAUUUAGUCCAGGAGUUAUGACCCUAUAAUGCCUAGAAUUAGUUCAGAGGUUAUGAUAUUAUAAUGCCUAGAUUUAGUUCUGAGGUUAUGAUCCUAAAAUGCCUAGAUUUAGCUCAAGGGUUAUAAUCUUAUAAUGCCUUGAUUUAGUUCAGAUGCUUUGAUCUUAUAAUGCCUUGAUUUAGUUCAGAUGCUUUGAUCUUAUAAUGCAUAUGCCUUGGUUUAGUUCAGAUGUUAUGAUCUUAUAAUGCCUAGAUUUAGUUCAGAUGUUAUGAUCUUAUAAUGCCUUGAUUUAGUUCAGUUUUAAUGAUCUUAUAAUGCCUUGAUUUAGUUCAGAUGUUAUGAUCUUAUAAUGCCUUGAUUUAGCCUUUGUCUUAUAAUGCCUUGAUUUAGUUCACAUGUUAUGAUCUGAACAUGCCUUGAUUUUGUUAAGAGAUUAUGACCCUAUCAUGGCUUGAUUUAGUGCAGAGUUUAAGAGCCUAUAAUGCCUAGGUUUAGUUCGGAGGUAAUUACCCUAUAAUGCCUACAUUUGGUAUCUAGAGAAUUUAUGGCCCUAUAAUCUACAACAUAUAGAUUUGUUCAGGUGAUGCAUUUAACGUUAUUGGUUAAAUAUGGCUGGCAAUAAACGGAUAAUAAAACAUA